AUGGACAAACCCCACAUGCACCUGGCCAUGGCGAAUAGCAUGGCCCGGUCGGGUUAUAGUGCAACCGGCGAAGCUACCUUUUCCAUCUACAACAGCACAACACGGUCAAACGCAACAAUCAGCAUGGAGGUUCUAUUGGGCAUCACCGGCAAGGACUUCACCAUCAUCGCGGCCUCCAAGGCGGCGAUGAGGGGAGCCACGAUUCUCAAGGCCUCGGAUGACAAAACACGGGAGCUGAACAAAAACACCUUGCUGGCAUUUUCUGGCGAAGCUGGCGAUACAGUACAAUUUGCCGAAUAUAUCCAGCGCAACGCACAACUCUACUCGAUGCGAAACGAGACAGAUCUUUCCCCAUCGGGUCUUGCACACUUCGUUCGCGGCGAGCUCGCAUCAAGCCUGCGAUCGCGAAAGCCUUACAAUGUCAACCUCCUGAUGGGCGGCGUUGAUCCCAUCACGGGCAAGCCGUCUCUGUACUGGAUGGACUACCUUGCAUCCAUGGCCGAGGUUCCAUAUGCUGCACACGGCUACGCACAAUACUACUGCCUCUCGAUUCUCGACAAACAUCAUCAUCCUGAUAUCAACCUUGGCCAGGGCAUCAAGCUUUUAACGCUAUGCACUGACGAGCUAAAAAGACGUUUACCGAUCGACUUCAAGGGCAUGGUUGUCAAGGCCAUCAAGGCCGAUGGAAUCAUAGACAUACAAUUUGACGAUGACAAGGUGGUCAAGUGCGCGUAA
Akanthomyces muscarius is the source of this 735-nucleotide messenger RNA. RefSeq lists its product as uncharacterized. The coding region runs from base 1 to 735 and encodes 244 amino acids. The transcript is spliced from 5 exons. The record is from RefSeq and is a predicted model, not a curated record. Gene Ontology annotation, biological process: proteasomal protein catabolic process. Gene Ontology annotation, cellular component: nucleus; proteasome core complex, beta-subunit complex; proteasome core complex. Lineage: Eukaryota; Fungi; Ascomycota; Sordariomycetes; Hypocreales; Cordycipitaceae. Gene Ontology annotation, molecular function: peptidase activity.